Molecule: messenger RNA, 7806 nt
Organism: Amphiprion ocellaris (clown anemonefish)
Lineage: Eukaryota; Metazoa; Chordata; Actinopteri; Pomacentridae
Gene: strc1
Product: stereocilin 1
Exons: 30
Coding region: 1041-7169 (2042 amino acids)
Biological process (GO): cell-matrix adhesion
Cellular component (GO): cell surface; kinocilium; stereocilium tip
Source: RefSeq, a predicted model, not a curated record
ACGUAUAAAUGUUGUACUUAUUUUUUGCUUAUUUUUCUGUUGGAGCUGUGUACUGUUAAUUCAUUGUAUUUAGGAAUUUGCCUAAUAACAGUAAUUGUCACAAUAGCAAAAUUUUACUUUAUCUCUUUUCCAGAUGUUUACAAAAGAGUAUCCUGUUAUUUUUUUUGAUAAUGGUUAAAAUUUCUAAAUUUUUACAAUGAUUUCACAAUGAAUGGAUUGCAUUUGAGGGCUCUCUGUAGGCUUUUAAAGGAAGAAGACAUAAGCUUUAGUCAGAUUAUAUUUAAACCACCCCUGAUUUUAUAACUUAAAGUGUUUGUGUUUUCGCUGUUUACCCUUUUAAAAAUGAAGGAGCAGCAAAUGUAUUUAACAUAAACAAUAAUGUGCCAUGAUAUAUUUACCCACAUUUAUGAUAAAGGUGUGUUUACAGGGGCUAACUAAUGCCAACUUCCUCGUCUGAAUGCAUCUUUUACGUCAUGUAGGUUGUAUUCGGCUGUUAAAAGCCGACUGCCGGAAUAUUUGAAGCACGUCAUGUAAAUCCUCCAGCAUUCAGUCUGGUGUCUUCUGUCUCCUCUAACAGGACUCAGGUUUCAGGCGAAGGAGUUAAUCAACACACCCGAUUAAUUAUUUAGCACCCGUGGCCGUGCUUGUUGCUGAAAUCCCUUCUGCGUUUCACAGCCUUCAUUUCGCACCUACUUUUUUCCCCUUUUACCGGUGUCCUUAAUUACGCUGCUUCCAGACCAGGUGUAGAGUUGCAGGUCGGCACAGAGGUGAGCAGCCUGUUUGAGACCAGCGGCAUGUAAGAGAGAUCAUCACCUCGGCCUGAUGGGCAAAGAUGAAGUGUGAAGGGAGCAGGAUGACUUUUUCUGUCAAGGACUGACUUUGAAGUGGUGACAAACAUGAAGCCUGAUCUGAAUCCGGUUCGUCUGCCUCACCUGAAUGUUUCCUCUACAGCAACAGGAUAAAGUGGAUUAUUGUAAAAAAAAAAAAACAUCUUGAUAUUAUCCGGAGUGGUCACCUGCUUGUAUUUAAGGACGCUUAAAAUGUGGUCAGCACCAGCUGUUUUCAUGAUGUGCAUCUUUUUUGGGAUCAUACUUGAUGUCAAUCGGGUGUCGUCACAACCCAUAUCUAUACACAGAAAGACGACACAGACUCCUGGUGAGGUGUCCAAGUUAGAGGACGACAUCCACCAAGUCAUUGACCAGAUCCACUCUCUGUCUGAUAGAAACUCACGUAGCAUCGGUGUUGGUUCAACAAGAGAUGGUUUUAAUUUAAAUGCAUAUUAUGAGCUUCUGAAUCGCUUGUAUGGUGUUUUUCAACCUCUGCUGAGAGAAAGAUUCAUAGAAGACCUUCCAAAGACGUUAGUUUGCAUUCUGUCUGGCAGAGAGGACUGUGGACUGGAGGCUGAACUAACAAAGACAGUGUCUCUGGAGUUGGGGAAGCCACUACUGACGUUUCUGUCAUCUUUGAGGUCCCAGACAUGCACCCCGCUGAGCACACAUGAGGAGACAAACAGCUUUUUCAGUGCCUAUCUCAGGACUGGGGAAUCAAUGACCGCAGCGUUUAGUAGCUUUCAGCAGCUGUUUUUAAAUUUAAUGUCAAGUCUCUCGGUUUCUGAGAAGUUGAUGAAUGUUGCUGGAGGCAUCAUGGAUGGAGCUGUGAAAUACGGCUUACAGUUCAUGGCAAUGUUGCUCGAGCUUCCAAUGGACUACAUCAGAAUAGCUUUACAGUUUGGAAUCAGAGUCCCAAAUUUGGAUGAACAAGGGACCUGUGGACAAGGAGAUCUCAAGCAGCUCAUUUUGUGGGGAAUAAAGCACAACGUGAGCUGGUCUUUUGGUGUCCCACUCAUUGACAUCUUCCUGGAUAUCUUCCUGCCUCCACAAGAGUCACCCUUCACACAUCCAGAGCCGGAGUGCCAGAAUCUUCCCAACGUCCCCUUCCAACGCAGCGGCUCAGAAACCAAAAACUACACCGAUAGCAGCUACAAGAUCCAGUGUGACCGCCGUGAACUGGCCAAGCUCAAUGACACUAUGUGUGCUGACAUCCUUGCAGUUUCGGGAAAGGGAUUUUCCACAGCUGUGUUCACCUUUUGCCAGGCGCUGAGUUCCCUCAACCCCGACCAGAUGGAGAGGAUGUGGAGCAACAUGUGUUAUGUUGUUCAAGCACUGAUGUCUCCACUCAUGAGCAGGUCACCUGACUGCAGUGAUGAGGAGACACAGGCUUUCACUGCCGUCACCCCUCUCUCCCAGGCUCGACCCGUCUCUCACUCUGCACCUCAUCGAGUAGCCAGAGAAGCCUCCAACCUCCGACAGCUCGCAUGCAACUACAACAGCUGGUUGGAGAGCAGUGCGGUGGAUCCCGUCCUGGUGUCCCUGUGCAGUGAUAAUGAGCGUGUGGAGUUUGUGAGGCAGGUGUGCAACAAUGCUUUGUUGAUGAGGAAGCUGCUCUCAGACAGGAUGAACAGCUGGAUGUAUGGAUACUGUGCUAACUCCUCUGCAGAUCCUGGCUACAUGGUGAGUCAGUUCUGUGUGUAUCAGCAGUGGCUCCAGCAGCCAGAGGUGCCUCUGGACCACUAUCUGUUUGAGUUCUGCAUGAACCUGGAUGGUCCCAGACUGACCCAACUCAUCUGUGAGCACACUGGAUUCCUCAUGAUUUUGAUCUCCAACCCUGACAACUGGCCACUCAUGCCCAACUGCACCAGCGCGCCCCCUCCAUCCCCACUCCAUCACGAAGAUACCUUACAGUUAGAGUCUUGUCGUUACUCGGAGUGGCAUGACGUGAUGCAAGUCACCACAGAUCUUCUGUCCCAGUGCAUCCUCUUCGAUCAGAGUGGUUUUACUAGGGAUGUUUGUUCUAACAAAACCUUUCUUGACAGCCUUUUACAGAAUGCUGAAAAUGCCUGGCUUGAGGGACACUGCGACAGCUCUUUGCAGUUUGCACCCACUGAGCCAACUCCGUCCUUUAACAUUGCAGGAUGGUGUGAUUACCACACAUGGGGAGAACGACAGGUGGACGAUUCAGUGGUCGGCCUCUGCUGGCAGCAUGAUCAGCUUGCUUUUCAGAAGAAUGUCUGCUGCAAAGCACCGGUGUUUGAAAAGCUGUUAGAAAACCCUAAGAACCAGUGGCUCACAUCAGUCUGCACGGACAUUGAGGAUAUAACUGUGAUGCCACAGGUGUGCAAGUACUCUGAGUGGACCCGUCCCAUCGUCGUGGACAUGACCGAGCUGGCUCUCUGCGCUGAGAUCGACUCACUUAACUUCACCUCCAAAGUCUGCGCCAAUGAAACAGUCCUCCAGAACCUGCUGACCAAUCAGGACAACACCUGGUUAAUACAACACUGCUUCAACCAUACUGGUCCUGGGGUGUCUCCUGGAGGAGGAGGAGGAGGAGGCCUGACUGGAUUCGACCCUGCUGAGCAGUGUCAGUACUCCACCUGGACCAUAGCUCCUCCAGAUGCAGCACUUCUGACUCUGUGCUGGGAGCACGACCAGACCAAUUUUGUCUCAUCCAUCUGCCCUAAUGCUCCCCUUCUCCUUUUUCUGUCAGGGGAGCCGUCUAGCGCUUGGGUGGGCAGCAUGUGCACCACCUACACCAACUAUACCACCCCUAACAAUGGCACCACUACAGACCCAGUUACUUGUCCUGCAGUAAAUCUGAUGAAACAGCUCAACUGGAACUGUUCUUCCUACUUUGCCUCAGCCUGCAAACCUUGUGCCACUCAGAACAUGGCCAUGCAGAUGAUCGUGCGCUGCUGGGUGGAGAAUCUGAGGUUCAGAUUGGAGGAUCUGCUGACACUCCCUGUGGCUAGAGUGUUGGACCAGGCAGUUAGCACAACGGUUGUAGUCCUGUUGAUCCUGGAAGAUGUCCAGAGUAGCACGUGGCAUGUUUCUGAGACCAUCAGGGAGAGUGUGUUGAACUCUGUAGUUGAGUUUUUCAAGAGGGAGACCAACACUGAGAAAAAGAGGGUCUUGCUGCAGUGUUUUGGGACUGCACUAACCAACCUGUUGCUGUCGACAAGGGAAGCAAACAACGAUGAAUUUCCUCUCAUUACGGCCUAUGUGCAGGAGUAUUUCAAUAUACAGCUGAGCAACCUGAGGCCAGUGCUCGGUGCAGCUCACAUCAGCACCGUCAGACUGAUCCUUCGCUACUACAGCAGAAUCAUGGAUACAGUGCAGCUGUCUGAUGAGUACCUGUCCACCAUGGUGUCAGUGUUACUCAAAACCCACUUGGAAGCUGAUGUUAACCUUUUCUCUGAGCUGGUUCCCCUGCUGACUGCAGCCAACCCCGCUGACAUCCAAGCUUUGCCCUCCCUGCAGAACAACAUCAAUGUGCGGGAAACCGUUAAUGAAAACUUGGGCAGCAUGACGUUUGCCCAGCGGCAGGCAUUUGGCUUGUGGUACAGCAAAAUUAUGCCCCCCUCCGAAAUCACCAGAGGUCAUCAGUCGCUCAUCAGGGACACUGGCAACCUGAUCGCCUACCUGCCCUUCCAGAACUUCCAACACCUCUCAGCUGCUCAGCUGUUAGAUGGACUGGAUGUGUUGCAGAGAAACACUCUCACACCUCUAAAGCAGGAAUUCAUUGCUCGUAGCCUCAUCGGCACCUACAGGAACCUGACAGCUCAGGAUUUUGCCAGGCUGGGUAAUAUCGCAUGUCUGGCAGAACCUGAGGACCUCCUUCUAUAUAAAAACACUGAGGCCUUCAGUGUCAUCCGUGACAGCGUUAUAAACUGCACACAUCAGGGACUCAGACUGCCCAGCCACCUGCUUUCCAAUUUGUUACUGAACAGCACAGAAUUUCGCACCCCAUCUACUCUCUCUACUGAGCGACUGACAGAACUCGCCCCAGUGCUGCCUGCACUGGGUGUAACUUUCCUGCAGAGCCUCACAACGUCGCAGCUUCUUGAUGUCCUCCCUGUCCUCAACUCUGUCUCCUUCAGUUCUGCACAGGCUUCUAUAAUUGUAGACCAGCUGUCCUCAAGUGGCAGACUGAAUCCAGCCCAGCUGCAGCAGCUCGGCUCCCUCACUGUGGGGGUGAAGACGGAGCAUUUGCUGAGCCUCACAUCUGACCGGCUGCUGUCGUCCCUUCGUGCUGUUGCCCACCACACACCAGUCCUCUGCCCACCACACAAACAAGGCCUCCGCCCGGCACAAGCCAACGCUAUCGCCACCAAACUAUGGGGCUUUCCAGAGGUGGUUAACUGGAACAAUGUGGAGCCUUUGCUUGAUUGCACACCACUGCUGAGUGUAAUGCCCAGGAUUCGUGUGCUUGUCAACAAUGAAAAACUCUCCAGUACAUCCACAAAAGCCUGGAACACACAGCAGGCUGAAGCAAUUUUCAAAGAGAUGCUUGACAAGAAUCCAAAUUUGAGCAAACAAGAUUUCCUGAGACUGGGAACACUGGGCAAGGGUGUGAGCUGCAAGUUCUUACAGAAACAGUUUAAGGAUGAUCCGUCGCCUUCCUCAGUGAGAGACUUCCUGGCCUUCCUCAGACAGCAGCCUGGUCUUCUUCACACCUCACUGAAAAAGUGCAUCAUCGAGGAGCUGUAUAAGUUUGAGUUUUUCUCUGAGCUGCUUGAAGAUUUUGGAGCUGAGCUUGCUCUGUCCAUGCCGGUGAGCACCAUUAAGAAGUUUCCUACUGAAAUGAUGGACAUUCUGAGGAAGAUGAUUAUUGAGGACUCUGAUCACUUUCUCUUGCUGUCUCGAGCAAAGCAGCAGCUGUUGGUGGACAAAAUAGUGCAAAGAAUGGGCAUGUACACAGGGGUGUUCACUGAGGAGGAGUUCCGUUCACUGGGCAUUAUGGCACCGUUUGUGGUGGAUGAGGUUUUCAUUCAGGUGGACCGCAACUUCUUUAUUGAAAAUCUGGAUUUCCUCAAAGAGCUCUGCUACAGCAGCAGCAAGAUGACAAUAGUGGCUCGUAUCCUGGAAGAACCUGCUCUCUUUGGCCCAGUCACAAACUGGAAUCAGACAACACUCAGUCAGGUGGACCGGUUUCUCUUCUUUCUACCUGAAAGCAAACUGCAGGAGAUUUCUCAGGCGUUGAUGACUGUGGGCCGCAUAGAGAAGCUGUUCAUGAGCCAGCGUCAGUGGGAAAGUGGGGAUGUGGGGAUCCACUGUUUGAACGAGAACGAGACGGAGAAAAUGUUUGAAAAGAAGCGGUUUGUUCUGCAGUUUUUCCUGGGCUUCCUCAAAAUGCGUCCCAAUUCACCGGCUCCUAUGGUUCCUACCUGUGAGAUUCUGCACACAACAGCUCCCUCUGCCUGGACCCCCAGCAGCCUGAUGAACAUGCCUUCAUCAGCCUUCUCCAGCUGUCUGGAGCUGAUGGGGCAGGACCUGUUCCUCGCAUCCUACCAGCGCAGGGAGGUGCUCAGGAGGGUCAAAGAGAUACACGGUCCUGUCUCCUCCUUCUCCCAGUCUCUGAUCUUUCAGCUGGGUGUAGUAGUGACGGAGAUGUCCUUAGAGGAGCUGGGUGCCCUCCGACUGACAGAGAGAAGGAGCAUCGCUACUAUGGGUGCUGUCAGUAGCUGGAACAGUAGACAGCUGCCUGUAUUAUUUUCCAACGUGCUGAACUCCACCAGGCAGAGUCCAAGCCAGCUUGACUCCAGCACGCUGGUGGCAAUGGGAUACAUUGUGUGUGGUGCUACAACAGCAGAGAUAAAGUCUUUCAAUGAUGUAGAGUUCAGUAAGGCGGUGCUCUGGCUGGGUCGGCUCAGGCUGUCCUGCUCAGAGGAGCAGCUGAUGGCUCUUGUUCAACUGCUGACCCACAGUCUUGCUUUCGGAGACAUGAGUUCAUGGGGGACCGAUGUGUUCAUUGAGAUCGGAGUCCUGGCAGCUGCCCUUCCAGACAUGGCCAUGUCAGCUUUGGUGAAAGAGCAAAUUGAAGGAAUCUCACCUUUGGCUAUCUCAAUGAUACCACCUCAAAAGCUUGCUGUGACAUUUGACUCUACAAAGAUCUCCAUGCUAUCCUAUGAUCAGGCCGUUGCAGUAACUGACGAGCAGCUUACUGGUCUAUCCUCUGUUCAGAGAACAGCUCUUGCUCUGGUACUGACACCCUGGGAAGAUCGGCCUGUGAACUUCAGAGGGAGGUUACUGGGGCUGGCACCGAGCCACGGUCCUGGGUGUCUCAUAUUGGUACUGCUGAUGCUGCUGACCGUCCUGCUCUGCCAUGACACAUGACCCCACUUACCCCAACUGGAUCAGGAAACCUCCUCAUCCACAUAAAUUAGCUCAUUUAUCUGUGCAAUACCAACUGUUUUUGAAAUAGGCAGCACUUCAGGUUUUCUGUAUUGUGUAUUCAAUGCGUUCAUUUUCAUAUCAACAAACGGCACUGAAGAAACCAAAUAAAUAGUUUAAUUUAUAGAAUAAGGAAAUGUGUAGGCUAUAUUUUAAGCAACAAAUUAUUCUAAUACCAGCAGAAUUGUUUUUAUUGCACUUUGUGUAUUUAUUUUUUUUAUAAACUUUUGUGAACCCCUAUUUUCCUGAUGUGUCCUUCUCAGGGAUGUGAAACCAUAUCCAGAAAAACAGUCCAAAAAUAUAAAGAUUUAAAUAUAGUUCGUAUACAAUUAUUAUUGCAAACCCACAAACCUGUUGACUUCUGUGAAAUAUUUGUCAGAGUAACAACUUCAAUACUUGCUAUAUUUAUAAAUCCAUUGUGAGUCAUCUUGAUUACAAAACAUGGACAUAAAGCUCAGACAGACCUGGUUGUAUUAGUAUUGAUUAACUUCAGUGUUUUGUUGCUGUGAGUUUCGUAUUGUUGUGCGCACUUUCCAGUGUGAUUAAUAUGGAUCCAAAUUAUUAAAUUGAGCAAAUCUGC